GCGACCUCACACUUCGGGUUUAGCGUCUCGACAGAAGACCCGGUUGCACCGAAGGCCGCGCGGGUGGAUUCUGGCAGAGCUCGGUGGGGAGGAGCGCGGCUUCCCGGAGGAGGCGGAGAGCGCCGGGCCGGCGCGCCUCGGCCAAUCAGCGUGCACACCGCCUGACAACUGGCCAAUCAGCGCGCGCGGAGCUCGGGAGCCCGAGCGGAUAAUACUAGGAAAGGGAGCCGAGGCCGGCGACUGCGGAGAGGGGCGCUGCGUCGCGCGCAGUUGCGUGCGCCCGCCGGCCCGGGAGGCAGGGAUCUGAACCAGGCCGGGGCGGCCCGAUCCUUCCCGCCCAGCCUGGAUCAGAGGAAGCCGAAAGCAGCCUCAACGAGUGGUCUCCGGGCCUCCAGCUGUCAGCCCGGAUUUCGUGGCAGGGUGUGGCGGCGCCGAUUUCUGUUUGCCAGCACAGCCGGCAGCCCAAGAGCCAGGUCCCAAGGCUGGAUAUUUUUUGCCUCGGCUGGUAGCGCUGGUCUCAGAGUCUUGGCGACUGAGCGUGGGCCCGAGCGAGGCGCCGCGCGCCAUGGCUGAGUGUCAGGCGGGCCCGGCGGCCGGGGACUGGGAGAUCGACGUGGAGAGCCUGGAGCUGGAGGAGGACGGCCGCGGGGCGCCGCUGCCCACGCCGCCCGGGCCCAGCCCGCCGCCGGCCGACGAGGACGACGAGGACGAGGACGAGGACGACGCGGAGGACGACGGCGACGGCGAGGACGCGGGCGCGUGCCCAGGGGUGCCGGGCCGGCCGGAGCAGCGAGGGGGCCCGCCGCCGAGGCCGCCCCCCGUGCCGCAGGCCUCGCCGCCCCGGGCCGGGCCCCCGGAGCGCUGCGCGAGCGCGGGCGGCAGCGCGGAGCCGCGCAAGCUGAGCCGCACGCCCAAGUGCGCGCGAUGCCGCAACCACGGCGUCGUGUCCUGCCUCAAGGGCCACAAGCGCUUCUGCCGCUGGCGCGACUGCCAGUGCGCCAACUGCCUGCUGGUGGUGGAGCGGCAGCGCGUCAUGGCCGCCCAGGUGGCGCUCCGGAGGCAGCAGGCCACCGAGGACAAGAAGGGACUUUCCGGGAAACAGAAUAAUUUCGAGCGCAAAGCCGUGUAUCAGAGGCAAGUCAGGGCACCCAGUUUGCUGGCCAAAAGCAUUUUAGAAGGCUACCGCCCCAUUCCCACAGAGACUUAUGUGGGAGGGAGCUUGCCUCUCCCUCCCCCGGUAAGUGACCGGAUGAGAAAAAGGCGGGCCUUUGCUGAUAAAGAGUUGGAGAACAUUAUGCUGGAGAGAGAAUAUAAAGAGAGGGAGAUGUUGGAAGCUUCCCAAGCUGCUGCCUUGUUCCUGCCCAACCGCAUGGUGCAUGGACCUGAAUACAACUCCUACAAAAGUGCCUACAGCCCCACCCCGGGGGAGCCGCCAAGCAAAGACUUCUGCAAUUUUUUGCCCACCUGCCUUGAUCUAACCAUGCAGUAUUCAGGGUCUGGGAAUAUGGAACUGAUUUCUUCCAAUGUCAGUGUGGCUGCCACUUACAGACAAUAUCCCUUGUCCUCGAGAUUUUUAGUUUGGCCCAAGUGUGGCUCCAUUAGCGACACCCUCCUCUACCAGCAGUGCCUGCUAAAUGCCACCACCUCAGUUCAAGCUCUGAAACCUGGGGCCAGCUGGGACCUGAAGGGAGUGCGAAUCCAGGAUGGACUCAGUGUGGAACACGACGUGAUGCCACCAAAAUUGGAAGGCUCUCUGGUGCUGCCUCACCCUUUGGAGGUCCAGACCUCAAGAAAUGAGCUUCAGGGACACCAGGCCGUCCCUGAGAGGUCUGCCUUCUCCCCACCCCGACGGAAUUUCUCUCCCAUUGUUGACACGGACUCCCUGGCAGCUCAAGGGCACGUCUUAACCAAGAUCAGCAAAGAAAGCACCAGCCACCCUCUGCCACUUAAACAUAAUCCAUUCCACUCACUAUUCCAGCAGACUGUUAAUGACAAAUCAGGUCCUGAGUUGAAAACACCAUUUGUCAAAGAGGCCUUUGAAGCGGCCCCUAAGAAACACAGAGAGCGUUUAGUCAAGGAGAACCAGAAGUACACAUUUACAAUAGAUAGAUGCGCAAAAGAUCUUUUCGUAGCCAAACAAGUUGGAACAAAACUCUCUGUGAAUGAACCACUGUCGUUUUCUGUUGAGUCUAUUCUUAAGAGGCCUUCGUCUGCCAUCACUCACGUCUCUCAGUGAAAGGCAGCUUAAACAGAAAGCUGGAUUUUCUGCAGUCUCAGACGGUUCUUACCAGUUGCUAAUUUUUUUUUUUAAGAAAAAAGAUGUUUGUAAAAGAAAUUUCUAAUGUGUAUGAUGAUGAUUUAAAAAAUUCUAUAUAUUCAUAUGCAUGUUCUUUUUCUCGCCGCGUAAAUAUAUUUAAACUUAAAGAUGGAAAUUACUUACGUGCAAAUUGGAAAGUUCCACGCUUUACACAGCAUUUCAAAAAGCAAUAAAAUUGACACUGUCUUCUAAAAGACCCAGUAUUUGCUGAAGUAAAUAGUUGGUUCUUUCUAGAUGAAAAAGCUAGUGUCUAUGAAAUGUGUUCUUUAUUUUUCUAUGAUUCUGUGUAUUUUCAGUUGCUCCUCGUGGUCUCUGGGGUCUACAGGAGAACCCUGAUAAAGCCUUAGUUUUGCAUUUUGGAAGGCAUGUAAAUUUAGCUAUUUAGGACUGAGGCAAAAAUAGCUUUAAGGAGAGCACAGGGCAGAAUUGUAUGUUUAUAGAAUCUUAAUUUCAUGAGAUUGGACAAAGUUGAAUUAAUUUGAAGAGAAAUCAAGUUUAAGAUCUCGUUUGUCUGAUGACAAGGGUUCUUGGAGUGGAUCUCUUCACCCUCUGGGUCCAAGUCUCGUUCCCUGGUGGGGAUGUGUAUGUGGGGCCUCAAGCUCCCUUUCUAGAUUGAACAUUCUAUGAUUUCAGGUUGCCAGGGGCCACAGAGCAGAUUCCCUUGGAAAGUGCAGUCAUUUCACAUCAUGGUGGCACGUGGUUGAACCCACUCUCAGCUCUCGUGUUACUUCACCGUUUCCUGGCGGCAUUUAGAGGCAGGCCCCAUUACAGCUCUCAGCUGGUUCCAGAGGAUCAGCUUUACGCCUGCCACGUUUUCACCAGUGUCGAGGUUUUCACUGUAGCUCUCCUUAGAUAAAAACAUUUACUAUUCAAAUUGCUUCAGCUGACAGUCGCUGAAGCCUGCAGAUGUUUAUCACAACAUGAGGGUGGCUUCUUGAUUCUGAAACCUUUCCUCCUUGUUUUGAAGUUCAUUAUUACCCUCUUGUUUUGCUCCACAAAACGUUAGCUGUUGUUCUAAAUGACUGAUAACAUGGGAGUCAGACAUUUAUGAAAGUAUUAAAUUCAUCCCUGAAGACCUCAUCUGUGGACCCCGUAUCAAGUUCUAAGAUGUUAUAGUUAUUUCAACACAGAAAAUCAAGCGCCAAAUAUGUCACCCUUAAUUUUGCCGUGGAGUGAAUUUUUACUUCUAACUCUCCUCUCAUUGGGUCACAAGAACACCAGGUGGGCAUGUGGCCUGGACCCAGAAAUUCGGUAGUUUCGAGAGUUUCUUUCUUGCUCUGGAAAAUAUUGGAAAUUGUUUAAAAAUGAUUUUGCUACUGAGGAGCUCAUGUAAACCUCCUGGGGUUCUCUGAAUUGUUGCUUAAAAUUAGCAUCAAUUUCAAAAACAACAAGCCAAACCUUAGAUUCAUUUUCAGUUUGUACUUGUAAAAUAAUAUUUGGCUUUGUUGAGUCAAAUUUAUUUAUUUUUACUGUUGCAAAAGCCAGAGUGAAUGGAAGUUUGCCAGAGAGAAAGAAAAUGAAAGCGGGCAGGGAUCCCAAGAACUGUUGAAAAUUAUCAUUAAGUGGAAAAACGUUUUCCAGCCACAAAUGCCCUGGUGUCAGAGACAGACACUAACUGCAGGCUCUCUGUCUCCCCGCCACCCCCCGUCAUCUCUGUUUUAUCUAUACAGUUAUUAAUUUUUAUCUUCCUAUCAGGAAUUUAUUUUCUAUGUCAAGUGUUAAGCGUAAACUUGGCAUUGAAUCUGCUGCAGAGGUAAUGAGGGAAACAUGUUAGAAUAAACCCACAGUAAAAAAAAAUUCCCAGAUUUUGAGAAGGCAUUGUCAAUCUAAACAUGGAUUUUCUCUUUUUCUUACUGUACUUUAGUGUUUUGAAUACAUCUAUUUGUCAAUUUUUUCCCUUUUGUGUUCAAUGAACAUUUUGAGGUGUCUUUUCUGUCCUCUCUAUAUAUCAUUUUAAUUGAUCUAUAUCAACUUAAUCUACAUAUCAAUUUAAUUCAUUAAGUGAACCCAGUUGGCUGUGGGUAUUGAUGGUUUUUCUCACACUACCAGUGACCAGAAUUUUAUUGUUCUUGAACAAUUAUGAGGGUCAGUACUCCCCUUGGCGAAUUUAUUACUGUGCUGUGCGUUAGUUCUGCCGUGUUGGUGAGUUCUUGGAAUUUCAAACCUACCAAAUCUACCAUCGGCCACUCAGUGAGAACUUCGUGCUAGGCUCUUUGCUGCUUUAAUCAUUUCACUUCUAUGAAGGCUAUUCAACUAUAUGGUUUUCAGAGGACGCUGUCAUCAAUAUAUUAAAUCAAACUUGUGCUUCCAUUUAAGCAUUUGCUAUGUUCAAGGCCGUAAAUAGAUUUGGCUUUUAUCAUUUUUAGAACGUAAAGAAUAGUAAAACGUGAGCUCCAGAUGCACUAAUGCUGCUUUAAUGACAUAUUUUUCUUCCAUCUCAACUGAUCAAAUGUUCUUAUUUUUUGCUCCGUUUGCAGUUCUGAAUAGUUUGUGGCAGUGCUUCUCAAUCUUUAAUGGACAAUGAAUCCCCCGAGAAUCUUGAUAAAUGAAAAUUCUGAUUCAGUGGGUCUGAGGUGGGCUUGAGAUUCUGGAUUUCUAACAAACUCCCAGGGGGUGCUGAUGCUGCUGGUCUUUAGACCACACUUGGAGCAAAAGUUUACAACAUUUCUAUCAUUUUGAUAGUCUUCUGUGGAUUUUGGGUCCUCAUGCAAUAGAGUUAUCAUGAAUAAUUUAAUAUACAUGAAUAAUUUAAAAAACAUUUUCCUCCAAACCCAUAGGCUGUACAACACCAAGAGUGAACCAUAAUGUAAACUAUGGACUUUGAAUGAUUAUGAUAUGUGAAUGAACGUUCAUCAGUUGUAACAAAUGCACCACUCUCAUGGGGGAUGUUAAUAAUGGGGGAGGAUAUGCAUGUGUUGGGGUAGGAGGAAAUGAGAAAUAUCUGUAUCUUCCCCUCACUUUUGCCAUGAACCUAAAACUAUUCCAAAAAAAUAAAAUCAGUUUAAAAAAUUCCCUUUCUUAUUUUAACCUCUGGUGGCCCAAGUAGGACAAGACCUAGGCAAAGUCAUGAAGU
Equus caballus (horse) is the source of this 5390-nucleotide messenger RNA. It is a transcript of the gene DMRT2, whose product is annotated as doublesex and mab-3 related transcription factor 2. The record is from RefSeq and is a predicted model, not a curated record. Gene Ontology annotation, molecular function: RNA polymerase II cis-regulatory region sequence-specific DNA binding; DNA-binding transcription factor activity, RNA polymerase II-specific. Lineage: Eukaryota; Metazoa; Chordata; Mammalia; Perissodactyla; Equidae. Gene Ontology annotation, biological process: regulation of transcription by RNA polymerase II; sex differentiation. Gene Ontology annotation, cellular component: nucleus.